Molecule: messenger RNA, 2750 nt
Organism: Lethenteron reissneri (Far Eastern brook lamprey)
Lineage: Eukaryota; Metazoa; Chordata; Hyperoartia; Petromyzontiformes; Petromyzontidae
Source: RefSeq, a predicted model, not a curated record
UGAAGGGGACGGACAGAAGGUCGAGGUGGUUGAAUACCUCUCCAGAAUGCUGUGUGGACAAACUGUGAGCAUGACACUGAAGGUGCCCUACAAUGAAGUGUCACUGCCCCUCCAAGUGGACAUCUACACAGAGCAGCAGGGCUCCCUGGAGGCUCUUUUGGUGUUGGCUGAGCCUCUCGGCGUGGAGCAGUGCAGCCCACAGGGGCAAGGGCCUGUGGAAGGCGAGAGAAAACCAACGAGCACUGAAGGCCGGAUCCAAGUGAGAGAAUUGCCACGCUUCUUUGAUAGCGUGGCGGUUCACGCUCUUAAAGCGGAGGACUCAGGAGAGGGGAAGGGUGCAGCUCUGGGCGCUCUUGGCGAAUGGAGGGAGGAGGAAGAUGAUGAAGAUGUGGCAGCUUCGGAGGGGCCGGGGGGUAGCGGUGACCAAGAUAAGCAGGAGGAAGAUGUCACGUGGGAUGAGCCCCUGGUGCCCUACAAUGAAGCGUCACUGCCCCUCCAAGUGGACAUCUACACAGAGCAGCAGGGCUCCCUGGAGGCUCUUUUGGUGUUGGCUGAGCCUCUCGGCGGGGAGCAGUGCAGCCCACAGGGGCAAGGGCCCGUGGAAGGCGAGAGAAAACCAACGAGCACUGAAGGCCGGAUCCAAGUGAGAGAAUUGCCACGCUUCUUUGAUAGCGUGGCGGUUCACGCUCUUAAAGCGGAGGACUCAGGAGAGGGGAAGGGUGCAGCUCUGGGCGCUCUUGGCGAAUGGAGGGAGGAGGAAGAUGAUGAAGAUGUGGCAGCUACGGAGGGGCCGGGGGGUUGCGGUGACCAAGAUGAGCAGGAGGAAGAUGUCACGUGGGAUGAGCCCCUGGUGUUCACGCUGCAGAAAAGGCCAACCAGGUUUAGUUUUAUGAUGCUGCCACCCCCAGGACAAUAUUACCCAGUUUCGGUCACCCAUUUGGAACUUCCCAAUCAGGUGUACAUCCGCCUGUCUGCCAGCUCCCCGCCAACACCGCUUUUGGAGGGCCGAGAGGAUGAGCAAGGCCUCAACCCCAAGCUGAUCGCCGCUUUAAUUAAAAUCCACACAUCACCGGUUUGCCUUUCUCCACUAAAGGAUUUUAAUGUCGGCUCGCUCUGCAUGGCGCCAUUCAGCGAAGACGGCCGCUGGUGCCGGGCUCGCGUCAAGGGCGGCCCCCGCACGCUCACUGACGGCGAUGGCGUCCUGCUGGUGGAGUACGUGGACUUUGGCAGCUGCUACGAGCAUCGCCCCAGCGAAUUGCGAGCCAUCCCGGUAGAGCUGCUGGAGUUUCCGGUGCAGACAGUGCAGGUGCGCCUCUGGGGGCUAAGCCCACCCCCCUGCGUGGACCCUGCUUCCGCUGCUGCUGCUGCCGGGGAGAGGCUCCCCUAUGGGCCCGAGUGGCCCCACUGCACCUUGAUAGCAGUUCGCAGCUGCGUGGAUGGUGUGCCGCUGGUGGCCAGCACAGUGACGGAUGCACGAGGGCCGUGCGUGGCGCUGUACCAUGCUGCGGACCCAGGCGGCCCCCUGGUCUACCAUCACAUCCCAGCAGAAGGUCUGGCUCAGUGGGAGGUGGGCACUGAGGAAGCGCGGCCGCCAACACACGGAUAAGCAAGUGCCGGAUAUCCUGCAAGCUCCCAGUGCCGGAUCGUUUUCACAGACAGAGAAUACUCGUAUUUCUCCAAUGCUGCGGCUGCACUUCUGGGCUUGCUGUUGCUGUUCUUCCUGCUGGUACUCACACUGGUGCUGUGCCGACGACGAUGCUUCCACGCCGUCCAGUCCCAGCGCCACUUGAAUGAAAACAGCCUCACUAUAUGGAGCAUUCAGCCGUGCACUCACCUGACGUUGAGAUCAUCGGUGAGGAGUACACUGCCACAAUGGAGGACUGAAAAAAUGUGUACACUCAGAACGACAAAGCAUCUGCGUUCAAUCAUUAUUUGCUUAGUUCAGUGGUUCUUAAACUUUACUGCAGCCUUGCCUGCACCCCUUUGGUUCUCAAUCAUAGAAACAUAUAUAAUGUUAAUAAAUACAUUGGUUUGAUGAAACAAAGUAGUUGUACUUACGUGCCCGUGGUUAAUUUGUAUUUCGAUGAUUUACCUUCUAAAAAAUUAUGGCCAUGUCUCGCACCCCCAGAAAUGACAUCUCGCACCCCCAGGGGGGUGCGUCCACCCCAGGUUAAGAACCACUGCCUUUGUUCAAGGCCAUCGCUUAUAUACAAUGUCUUAUAAAACGUGAUGGUCCAGAUAUUCAUUCAAAUCUUCAGAUUCGUAGAGUUCAGUUUUGCUUAUAAAAUAGCAAUUUACUGACAUCUUUCCCAAACUCUUGGAGUUCCUCGAUCCCAAAGUUUGUCAUGAAAAGUAAAUCACUACCAAUUCUAUUCAUCGAAAUUCAAUCCAUUUUGUUUGCAUAUAAUGUUGAAUAAUGAUUUUCUAUCAUUAUGCGCAGUUAUUAGAUGUUUAUUUGCAAUUGUAAUUGAAUGUAAUUUUAUGAGAAACUGUAUAUCUACAGUUUGACGAUGUUGUGGAAUAAGAGCACUUGCCACCAUCCGUGAGUUUACCUUCUGACUGAAAAUAGGCAACUUGAAAACCACAAGUGUCCAUCACUAUACACCGCAAUACUGCACUGUAUGUCACUGUUUUGGAGACAUAAUAUUUUCCAUCAAAUAUAAGUGUGAAAAACAUUUAAAGAACACACACUUUAAAAAAUCCAAAGUCAAAAUGAUAUUCAUAAUACGUUUUCAUUUAAGGAAAUAAAA